AAAUGUACCAGCGGAACUCGUGACAAAUGUAUGUAAUACACGGAACAAAAAUACUGUCGAACCGUUUCAGCGGUCCUUCCCUUAAACCUUUCCCCCAUGCGUCACACGUGUGAAAGAUAGAUUUUCAUAUAUCAGCCGAUAUGCCGAAGGCCGCGAAAGGAAAGGGACAGGUGGAGAAAAAGGUUAUUCACCCAUACAGCAGGAAAGCUGGAUAUAUGGCAAGAGCUGCCAUCAAACAAGAGAGGAAAGAAAAGUUAAAGGGUGAGAAGGCACGGCGUUUAAAUUUGAUUGGUGAAAAACUUUUGUGGUUCCAAAGCCAGCUGGAUGCUGACAAGUCAGAAUACACCAAACAUGAUGCUUGUGAAAUAAUUGAGAGGUACCUUCACCGGUUUGAUGGAGAGCUGGAGCAGAUUGAGUUAGCAAACAGUAUUAAAGGACGACAGGGUCGUCAGCAUGGCUCUAGAGAAGCUAUCAUCAAGCAAACAGUAGAGCGAGAGAGAGCUCUGUAUGAAGGCAGUGGCUUUGAAAUCCCUGACAUUAUCAACUCUAAGCAUCUGAAAAUAUUCAGAGAGUGGAACGGUGACCUCAAGAAACUUCCCAACAUUAAGUGGAGAAAGGUUUCAGCCAAAGGCUCUGAUAGCACACCCUCUGCAGUUUCACAAGAUAAACACAUGGAGGAGGAAAAUGAGGAAGAUGAAUCUCUGAAUUCUGAUACUGACCUAUAAUACUGUGAAAUCCUGCAGCUUUAAUACAGUACAGAUUACUGUAGAGGAAUGGACAACACGCUGUGUAUUAAGGACAGAAAGAGCAAGACAUUUGUGCUGCUAGUGCUUUUUACUAGUAGCCAUAGUGUACUGGGUCUCUUGCAAAAAUGUCUUGUUUUGAAGAAGGGAGUUACUCGAAUAACACAGUACUAUUAAUACAUAAAUAAACAGAGACUUUGAAACAG
This is a messenger RNA of Ctenopharyngodon idella (grass carp), 949 nucleotides long. It is a transcript of the gene tma16, whose product is annotated as translation machinery associated 16 homolog. The record is from RefSeq and is a predicted model, not a curated record. NCBI's taxonomy places the organism in Eukaryota, Metazoa, Chordata, Actinopteri, Cypriniformes, Xenocyprididae. The transcript is spliced from 7 exons. Gene Ontology annotation, cellular component: nucleus. The coding region runs from base 141 to 725 and encodes 194 amino acids.